Molecule: messenger RNA, 213 nt
Organism: Scutellospora calospora
Lineage: Eukaryota; Fungi; Glomeromycota; Glomeromycetes; Diversisporales; Gigasporaceae
Source: the annotation of a GenBank genome assembly
AUGUUUGCGAAUAAAAUCUGUAUAAAAUACAAACCAUCAAAUCCAGAAGCAUCAAUCGCUAAGUUAACUGAAGAAAUUCAUAUCAAAAAUCAAAAGAUAAAAGAGCUUGAAGAUAUUAAUUCAAAAUUAAAAAGUAUCAAUAAAAAAAUGAAAUCGAAUAUUAUUGCUAGACAAGUACUCGAUAGAGAUAUGGAUAAGAUUAUUGAAAUAUAA